AAGAUGCUGCCGACACUUAUUUCCAAACCAACUUUGUUGAUUAGGCUCGGAAUCAGGUUCAGCUUCGGCCACUUUCCAAACCUCCUCCUCCUUCUACUUCUCAGUUUCUCUACUAAAACUCACUUGCUUCCUCUACUCAUUAAGCAAAAAAAAAAAAAAAAAAGAAGUCCCAUGCAAAUGAGAUUAUUUUGACAUUUAUGAACAACUAAGAAUUUGCUGUGUAAUUCAGUUGUAGAUUAUAUUUUUUUCUGUUCGGAAAAAAUGUUGCACGCAAAAUCUGAAUCAGAUAUAACAAGUUUAGCACCAUCAUCGCCGUCGAGGUCACCAAAGCGACCAGUGUACUACGUACAGAGUCCUUCAAGAGACUCACAUGAUGGAGACAAAACAUCCAUGCAACCAACACCAAGCUUCAAUAGUCCAAUGGAAUCUCCAUCACAUCCAUCAUUUGGCAGACACUCAAGGAAUUCAUCAGCAAGUAGGUUUUCGGGGAUAUUUAGGUCGUCUUCUGGUCGGAAAAAUGGUCGGAAAAGGAAUGAUAAAGGGUGGCCAGAAUGCAAUGUGAUUUUGGAAGAAGGUAAGUAUGAUGAAUUGGAUGAGGAAGAGGGAUUAACGAGGAGGUGUCAGGCUUUGCUUGCUCUUUUGGGGUUUGUUGUUUUGUUCUCUAUAUUUUGCUUAAUCAUUUGGGGUGCUGGAAGGCCUUACAAAGCUCAGAUUACUGUCAGGAGUUUAGCUGUGAAUAACUUCUACAUCGGUGAAGGUUCGGAUUUCACUGGAGUUGUAACCAAGAUGAUGACGGUGAACGGGUCAUUGAGAAUAAGUGUGUACAAUCCUGCCACGUUCUAUGGCAUUCAUGUUACUUCCACCCCCAUCAAUCUCAUCUAUUCAGACAUCGUCGUUGCUACUGGUCAGCUGAAGAAAUAUUUUCAACCUAGGAAGAGCAGGCGGACCGUGUUAGUUAACAUAGAAUCAACAAAGGUUCCCUUGUAUGGAGCUGGAUCAGGUCUUGAUGCAGCAACUAACGGCGGAUUUAAAGUUCCGUUAAAGUUGGAAUUCGAAGUAAGGUCGCGUGGAGAUGUGGUGGGGAAAUUGGUUAGAACAAAGAACAAAAAGGAAAUCUCAUGUGACUUGGUCAUUGACUCUACUAGCACAAAACCCAUCAAGUUCAAGAAGAAUUCUUGUGUUUACAGCUGAAGAAGAUAUGAUCGUUUGCUUCAUUUUCAGUUUGUGUGCAGAGAGUUUCUGUAGAAUUCUCUUCUUAGUAAAGUUCAUUUUCCCACUUUGGGUGUGACAGGCUUCUGUAAAAUUUCUCUUUUUAGUAAAGUAAGUCCAAUUUUGAGAACACCACAUGUAUCAUGCGAAUAAAAUAGCCUUUCUCAGUAGUAUUUACAAUGUGAAAAUUGCUGGCUGUAAGUUGAAUUGUACAUAUGUAAGUUUGAACUUAUGAAUGAUCAAAGUGUAUUCCCCA
Capsicum annuum is the source of this 1465-nucleotide messenger RNA. RefSeq lists its product as uncharacterized. Bases 262 to 1191 code for a protein of 309 amino acids. The record is from RefSeq and is a predicted model, not a curated record. The transcript is spliced from 3 exons. NCBI's taxonomy places the organism in Eukaryota, Viridiplantae, Streptophyta, Magnoliopsida, Solanales, Solanaceae.